Molecule: messenger RNA, 1182 nt
Organism: Chelonoidis abingdonii (Abingdon island giant tortoise)
Lineage: Eukaryota; Metazoa; Chordata; Testudines; Testudinidae
Gene: ALLC
Product: allantoicase
Biological process (GO): allantoin catabolic process
Molecular function (GO): allantoicase activity
Source: RefSeq, a predicted model, not a curated record
AUGACUGCUCAUCUCAAAGGAGAAAAAACUCAAGUUUUACCUGACUUUCUACAUCUGAAUGACCUGGCGUGUGAGGCUGUAGGAGGAAAGAUUAUAUUUGCAACGGAUGACUUUUUUGCUCCUGCGGAGAAUCUCUUAAAGAAGAAGAGUCCAGUUCUUAAACCAGAUGAAUUUACUGAUUAUGGAAAGUGGAUGGAUGGAUGGGAGACAAGGAGGAAAAGGAUUCCAGGACAUGAUUGGUGUAUUAUCCAGUUGGGAGUACCAGGUAUUGUCCAUGGAUUUGAGGUAAACACAUCUUUCUUUGCUGGAAACUGUGCUCCUCGUAUAUCAAUUCAAGCAGCAUGUCUGACACAAGUGGAUUUACCAGAGUUUUGGCCAAGAGGGGACAGGAUAGGAACUGCAGCUUCAGAUGAAGAGUUAAAAGCUGUCAAGAAGAUGAAGUCAGAUGAAUGGACUCUUCUGGUUCCUAUGAAAGAGUUGAAACCAAGAUACCUUGAUACUAGCCUCAAUUAUUUUUCUGCCAGUUGUAAGAGGAAGUGGACUCACAUAAGGCUCAAUAUCUAUCCAGAUGGUGGGAUUGCACGUUUCAAAGUGUAUGGUGUUGUUCAGAAAGACUGGUCAACUUCUGGCCCAAAUGACUUGGAUGACUUGGUGGCAAUGGAGAAUGGAGGUAUUUGUGUUGGAUUUAGCAGCGCUCAAUUAGGCCACCCAAGAAAUAUUCUAGGGCUAGGAAGAGCAACAUCUAUGGAAGAUGGUUGGGAAACAGCAAGAAGACCGGACAGGCCACCAGUUUUAAAACCUGAUGAGAAAGGUAUCCUCCUCAUGCCAGGGAGUGAAUGGGCAGUUUUCCGGCUGGCACAUCCUUGUCUAAUAACUCACAUUGAAAUAGACACUAAUCACUUUAAAGGUAACUUUCCAGAUACUUGCAAACUCGAGGCCUGUGUUUUGAACACAGAAGAAGAAAAAGAUUGUAUAACACAGAAAUGGAACCUUAAUCCAAAAUGGAACUCUUUGCUUUCUGUUACAAAGCUUAAGCCUAACAAGAGGCAUUUCUUUGAUGGUACUGCCCUACAAAUGCAGGAUGUAAUCACUCAUGUGAGACUUGUUAUUGUUCCCGAUGGAGGUGUAAGUAGGAUGCGUCUCUGGGGUUUCCCACGGACUCUGCUUUAUACAAGUAAAUGA